Messenger RNA from Ogataea philodendri, 261 nucleotides. RefSeq lists its product as uncharacterized. Lineage: Eukaryota; Fungi; Ascomycota; Pichiomycetes; Pichiales; Pichiaceae. The record is from RefSeq and is a predicted model, not a curated record. The transcript has a single exon. Bases 1 to 261 code for a protein of 86 amino acids.
AUGCAUGUUUCCAAGCUGCGAGACAUCGAGGGUGUCGUCCAGCCUCAGACCGUGAGAUUGGGUGGCCUGAGCCUGUUUGGCCAGGUCCAAAAGUUUGGUGAACACCAGCAUCAAGGUUGGCGGAUUGGCGAUAUUUGGGUUCUGCACAGUGAACUCUGGUGGCACCUUGCUUCGAGCCUCGUCUCCCAAAAUCUGUUCUCUGGCAAUCCAUCCGUCGUCGUCAAUCAGCGAGAACCAGCUUUGAACGAUCUCCAGGGCUAG